AUGGCCGGCCACCAACCCCCACCCAUCCCCAUCACCACCAUCACCCUCACCAGUGCCGCCGAGAUGGACGUCCUCCGCGCCUUCGUGGCCAGGGUCGAGGCGAUCAACGACGUGCUCGGCGCUGCGCGGGAUAGGGUCUUGCCCGAGGAUGGGACGGUGGUGUCGAGGGAGGAGGUUAGGGCGGAGAUGCCGAAGUUGCUCGGGGCGGCGAGGGAGAUGGACCCGCAAGCUCCCUCCGAGGGCACCGACGGCGCCACUGUGGCCGAGUACAACCUCGAGAUCGAGCAACUAGAAGAGGACAACAUCCGCGACUUGGAGCAGCAGAUCCACGACUUGAAGCAAGAGAUCGAGGCUAGGGAGCGUAGUAUUGCGAAACUGAGUUUCCUUCGCGAUUGCGACCGGGAUGCUAUUCCGAAAGCCAACGAAGAUGUGGUAAAGGCUAAGAAGGCGUACGACACCGCUAAUAACCUCUUCUUUGAGGAGGAGCUCAAAGACCCCUAUGGGGAGAAGACCCUAGUCGCGUAG
Molecule: messenger RNA, 525 nt
Organism: Mytilinidion resinicola
Lineage: Eukaryota; Fungi; Ascomycota; Dothideomycetes; Mytilinidiales; Mytilinidiaceae
Exons: 3
Coding region: 1-525 (174 amino acids)
Source: RefSeq, a predicted model, not a curated record